Sorex fumeus (smoky shrew) is the source of this 2491-nucleotide messenger RNA. It is a transcript of the gene RCAN1, whose product is annotated as regulator of calcineurin 1. The record is from RefSeq and is a predicted model, not a curated record. The transcript is spliced from 4 exons. Gene Ontology annotation, molecular function: calcium-dependent protein serine/threonine phosphatase regulator activity; nucleic acid binding. Gene Ontology annotation, cellular component: cytoplasm; nucleus. NCBI's taxonomy places the organism in Eukaryota, Metazoa, Chordata, Mammalia, Eulipotyphla, Soricidae. Gene Ontology annotation, biological process: calcium-mediated signaling. The coding region runs from base 75 to 827 and encodes 250 amino acids.
GGCCGGCUCGGCGGACGGGGAAGGAGAAGCGGGAGGGGCCGGCUGCGGCGGCCGGGGCGCGCAGGGGCGCGGGGAUGGAGGACGGCGUGGCCGGGCCCGGACGCGGGGCGGCGGCCCAGGCCGGCGGGGCGGCGAGAGCGCGGCCCGGGGGGACGCUGCGGCCCUUCGCGCCCUUCUCGGGGGCGGCGGCGACCGACGAGGGCGGCGGCGACUGGAGCUUCAUCGACUGCGAGAUGGAGGAGGUGGACCUGCAGGACCUGCCCAGCGCCACCAUCGCCUGCCACCUGGACCCGCGCGUGUUCGUGGACGGCCUGUGCCGGGCCAAGUUCGAAUCCCUCUUUCGGACCUAUGACAAGGACAUCACCUUUCAGUAUUUUAAGAGCUUCAAGCGAGUCCGCAUCAACUUCAGCAACCCCCUGUCGGCUGCGGAUGCCAGGCUCCAGCUGCAUAAGACGGAGUUUCUGGGGAAGGAGAUGAAAUUGUAUUUUGCUCAGACUCUGCACAUAGGCAGCGCGCACCUGGCGCCCCCCAACCCAGACAAGCAGUUCCUCAUCUCCCCGCCGGCCUCGCCGCCGGUUGGCUGGAAGCAAGUGGAAGAUGCGACUCCCGUCAUAAAUUAUGAUCUUUUAUACGCUAUCUCCAAGCUGGGGCCAGGGGAGAAGUACGAAUUGCACGCUGCCACCGACACCACACCCAGCGUGGUAGUCCACGUGUGCGAGAGCGAUCAGGAGAACGAGGAGGACGAUGAGAUGGACCGGAUGAAGCGACCCAAGCCCAAAAUCAUCCAGACCCGGCGGCCGGAGUACGCGCCCAUCCACCUGAGCUGAAGUGGCCAGAGCCGCGCUCCAAAAGUCACAUUGGCGGGGAGGCCUCCGGGACUGCGCGCAGGCGUGCGCGGGUGGUCACCGGCCUGGGAGAGCAGCCCGGCUCUGUGUCCUGGUCCUCGUGAAGCUGGGGGUCCGGCCAGGGCUCCCGGCUCCCGAGCAAAGCCCCCCUCCCGGGCCCACCCCCGCCCCCUGAAUGCAUUUAGGCGGGGGGCGGUUCGCACGCAGACAUUUGGGAACGCCUCGAGAGCCCUCUUCGGUCGCGGUCGUUGUUUCUUGUAUUUGUUCUUUUCCGGUAGGUUUCGUGUUUGUCCCAGGUGGGGUCGAGGACAGGAGCGUGUUGGUGACCAGCCUCUCCCGGCUGGGGGCAGGGGCAGGGCAGGGCAGGGCGCUCUGCUGGCCGGGAAAGGCCCCACCCCCCACCCCCCAUGAAGCCACUGGCGUUGCCCCCUGGAAGCCGUCACGUGUCUCGUUCUCCACCCCUCACCCCCACGUUUUGACAUUUGUGCACGUCCUGAUUCUCCAGAACUAACCCUCGUUGGCCUAGAGAGUCACACCAGUCGUUUCCUGUCUCUUGGGAGGUUAGGAAAGCUUUGGAAGAAAAAAGUGAAAAAGCAGGAUGGCCUGUCCAGGUUCCAAAUGGAGCAACACCCGCAGGUGGAUUUCUGCCUGGUCUACACUGCCUGCUCUGCCCUCACUCAGCAACAUGUCCCUUGUGCUUUCUGGGGCAAAAAAACAAAACAAAAACAUUUGAGCUGAAAUUUCCUGUACAGAAGGGUCCUGGUCAACCAAAUCCAGAGAUGGGGCUGUAUCACUGCCAACCCACAGUGGGAGCAAAAUUCCAGAGGAGAUGCUAGGGUCAGGCCUAGGCUUCAUGGUGAUGGAGGUGUAGGAGUCAUAGCCAAUCCCUUUAUCAUUUUUUUCCCCUGGGGAGGGGAAGGGUGGAGGAAGGGAAAGUUCUUGGUGGAGAUAGUUGAAUUUUUUUUUUAUACCCUGCUACCAACAUUGAGAUACACUUACUUGUAAAUAAAAAAAAAAAAGAUAGCCUAGUCAUGUCUUGUACAUUUGGGGUGGAAAAUCGGGCAGGGGAAGGAGGAUAGCAUAAGAUGUACUAACCUAGCUGUGAGUUGUGUAGUGUUGUUUAAAAAAAAAAAAAGGAAUCGUUGUUCAUCCAUUUGCAGGACUUGACUCCCCGUGGAAGUGGGUGUGUGGUGGUGGUGUGACAAGAAGGAUGCAGUGCCUUCCCCCGUUAAUCCCUGGUGGAGCUGUUACACUAGGUCAAACUGUGUUAUUCUUUUUCAAGUUGUCCUGUGUCUGUCUGGUAACUAGGUGCCCCACCUGACCACGCCCUCGCAGAGUUGGUCGUUUCUGAAAUAGCCGUCCAUGCCGAGUAACGCGUUAUGCAUGCUUUGGGAACUUGGGAGAUGCUUUUCUCGAGAAGAAAACGCCAUGGGGGCCGUUCCUCUCGAGAGAUCGGCUUGAAUGUUCUCAAAACCCUGUUUACAGUUCUUGGCGGGGUGUGUGGGGGGGUGGGUCGAGAGACCAUUGCAUAGCUGUUCAAGUGUUCCUAGUCAAGUGCUUUUAAACUGGAGAGGCUAGCCUCAAACUAUUUUUUUUAACUGCAUUCUAUAAUAAAUCAGUAAGAUAUGCUCUUUACGGAAAGGUCA